GAUCAAAUGUCACUAUAACAUGAGGGCGUGAGCUGAGCGGGCAGUGCCUGAGCCGGUCCUGUCCACAGGGAGCUCUAACCCUUCUCUCCAGACUCAGCCACAGAAACAACCCUCCCACCAUGUCGGACGAGGAAGUUGAGCAGGUGGACGAGCAUUACGAGGAAGAAGAAGAGGCCCAGGAGGAAGAAGUCCAUAAAGAAGAAGUUCAUGAACCAGAGGAAGUCCAAGAAGAGGAGAAACCGAGACCCAGACUCACUGCUCCUAAGAUCCCGGAAGGGGAGAAAGUAGACUUCGAUGACAUCCAGAAGAAGCGGCAGAACAAGGACCUCAUGGAGCUGCAGGCACUCAUCGACAGCCACUUUGAGGCCCGCAAGAAGGAGGAGGAGGAGCUGGUCGCUCUCAAGGAGAGAAUCGAGAAGCGCCGUGCGGAGCGAGCCGAGCAGCAGAGGAUCCGGGCCGAGAAGGAGCGGGAGCGUCAGAACCGGCUGGCGGAAGAGAAAGCCCGGAGGGAGGAGGAGGACGCCAAGAGGAGAGCGGAGGACGACCUGAAGAAGAAGAAGGCCCUGUCCUCCAUGGGCGCCAACUACAGCAGCUACCUGGCCAAGGCCGACCAGAAGAGAGGCAAGAAGCAGACGGCCCGGGAGAUGAAGAAGAAGGUUCUGGCAGAGAGGCGCAAGCCGCUCAACAUCGACCAUCUCAGCGAAGAUAAGCUGAGGGACAAGGCCAAGGAACUCUGGGACACCCUGUACCAACUGGAGAUCGACAAGUUCGAGUUUGGCGAGAAACUGAAGCGCCAGAAAUAUGACAUCACCAACCUCAGGAGCCGCAUCGAUCAGGCCCAGAAGCAUAGCAAGAAGGCCGGAGCCCAGCCCAAGGGCAAGGUCGGCGGGCGCUGGAAGUGAAGCAGCCAGGGAAGCUUCCGGAGGCAGAGACCCUCGGCCCGUGCAGCCCACGCAGCAGCGCCCGGCCCCCAGACCCACCCCCGGGCACCCCCCACGUCUCUGUCCUCGCUGCCCCCACCUCCUGGGGCCUGUGAAUAAAGCUAGCAGGCUCCCCUCCA
Molecule: messenger RNA, 1060 nt
Organism: Herpailurus yagouaroundi (jaguarundi)
Lineage: Eukaryota; Metazoa; Chordata; Mammalia; Carnivora; Felidae
Gene: TNNT3
Product: troponin T3, fast skeletal type
Exons: 17
Coding region: 120-902 (260 amino acids)
Biological process (GO): sarcomere organization; regulation of muscle contraction; skeletal muscle contraction
Cellular component (GO): troponin complex
Molecular function (GO): troponin C binding; tropomyosin binding; troponin I binding
Source: RefSeq, a predicted model, not a curated record